Oenanthe melanoleuca is the source of this 2281-nucleotide messenger RNA. It is a transcript of the gene HMGN2, whose product is annotated as high mobility group nucleosomal binding domain 2. The coding region runs from base 1178 to 1450 and encodes 90 amino acids. Gene Ontology annotation, cellular component: nucleus; chromatin. The record is from RefSeq and is a predicted model, not a curated record. Gene Ontology annotation, biological process: chromatin organization. The transcript has 6 exons. NCBI's taxonomy places the organism in Eukaryota, Metazoa, Chordata, Aves, Passeriformes, Muscicapidae. Gene Ontology annotation, molecular function: nucleosomal DNA binding.
UUCCAGUUAUUUCCCCUGUGAGCCUUCCUUUGUUAGAGGGUAGGGAUGAGUUACCUGGGCAAACUCCAGAGUUUGAGGAGUGAAUCUGUGGGAGUAGAGCCACAGGCUUCUGUCAGUGAGAACUGAACCUCCAUCAUUGAUAUUUUUGGGUUAAAUAUGGGAGAAAUCAGCUUGGCUGGAAAAAUGUUCAGCUGAGGUGUGAAAAAGCCUGAGUUUACAUGGGCAGGGAAGGGGGGAAAGAUUGGGGUGUUUUUCUGGAUGAAGUUUACCUAAAAAGUGAAGAGUCUGGGGCACAGCGAGGUGGUGAGGAAGAUCUCGAGUUGGAUUUGUAGCACCCGGGCUGUGGCAGUGCCAGGUGAGAGGAAUGUCCCCUCUUGGAAGGAGCCCAACUUCCUCAGUCACUUGGCACAAGCGGCAGGCACCUGUGUGAAUUGAUUUAACGUCAUUUUAUGGCUUUUUAACAUUCUUCUCUCUCCUUGCAGCACCGCCGCCUCCCUGGGACCCAGCUCUUCGUGUUCCCCGUUUUCCCAGGGCCCGCGGCUCUCGCUGGCGCCCCGGGAGCCCCUCCGGGCGCGGGGAGUGCUGAACGAACAGCUCCGCUCACCUGCGCGCGGGAUCGCGGAGCUGGUGGUGUCCCCCUUUCCUUGCACAUCCCAAAUUUUCACCUUUUCCCCCCCUAUUUUUUAAAUUAUUUUUUUUUCCCUUCCUCCCCCACCCCGGCGGGUUUCCCGCGCGCGCGCACGGAAGGGGGGGGGUGAAUGGCGCGCGCGCCGCCCCCUCCGCGCGCCCCCCCCCCCAAACCCCAUCCCCUCCCUCCCCGCCUUGGCCCCACCCCACGUGACCCCCGCGGGCCAAUGGGCGCGCGGGGCGGCGGGGAUCCGGCUGGAACCGGUUGGGCCGCGUCCGGCUCUAUAUAAAACUUUAUAAACACCCGAUUCCAAUUAGUGGGGUCGGGAGCAGCGCAGCCCGCCGGGUAGAGCCCCGCCGCACCGCUUCCCCCGCACCGCUUCCACCGCGCAGCGCCCGCCGCCCCCCGCGCCCAGCGCGCCCGGCUCCCUCACCCCCGCCUCCCUCCCUCCGCCGCCUCCCUCCGCCCCCUCACGCCGCCCAGCGCGCUCCGCUCUCCCUCACUCAUACACACACACACGCACACACGCGCGCGCACACACACGGAGCCAUGCCGAAGAGAAAGGCUGAAGGAGAGACCAAGGGCGAUAAGGCCAAAGUUAAGGAUGAGCCACAGCGGAGAUCAGCGAGGUUAUCUGCUAAGCCAGCUCCUCCAAAGCCAGAGCCCAAACCUAAAAAAGCAGCUCCAAAGAAGAGUGAGAAGGUGCCCAAGGGGAAGAAGGGAAAAGCUGAUGCUGGCAAGGAAGGAAACAACCCUGCAGAAAAUGGAGAUGCCAAAACAGACCAGGCACAGAAAGCCGAAGGUGCUGGUGAAGCCAAGUAAAACUUGUGAAUUUUUGAUAACUGUGUACUUCUGGUGACUGUACAGUUUGAAAUACUAUUUUUUAUCAAGUUUUAUAACAAUGCAGAAUUUUGGUUUACUUUUUUUUAAGCUAUGUUGUUAGCACACAGACUGCUUCAUUGUUGUGUUCUGGGGGGGUGGGGGGCAAUGGGGACAAAUGUCACUUAGUCUAUUUCUCAAAACCUAAAUUUUAAUAAGAAAAGCUUUUGCCAGUCCCCCAGUUUUUGGAAGAAGGGCCCUUCCUGCAGGGAGGAAGAAGGGAUUCCCCCGUGCUGCGUGUCAGUUCUGUCCAAGUGAACAUCAAAGCUCCCAAGGUGCUGUUUCCUGCUCCAAAUCCCAAUGCCAUCAGUUCUCCUUUGGUGUCCCCCUGUUCACCCAGAGCCCAUCACUCCAAACCACAGCAGAACUGGCAUUUUGGGACACCACGGUCAGAUGCUCUGGAUUUCUGGUGUCCAGUCCGGGAUACACUGGCUCAAAAAGGAGCUGCACUUCCUCUUUUCUAUUGUGGAUCCUCAGAUAAAGAAACCUGCCUUUAAAUUUUAUUUUCUCUCAAAGUCAGGGUGGGUUUGUGCAGUUGUCAGACAACGUACGGAUGUGAACGUGUCCACCCUCACUCUAAACUUUGCCCUCUACAAGUGUGAGCUGAACAUUCUUACGGUUUUUAGCAACUUCUCCAUUUUAGUAGUCCACAAAGGGAGGGGAGUUUGACAGUUGUUGUAAAAUGUUGCAGAUUGUAGCCCAUGUCCUGCCUAAAAUUACCAUGAUUGUUCAUGAAAAGUACCUUUAAUAAAGCUGGAUACGGUUUGGCUUGGA